AUGAAUAUGCAACCAUCUUUGUCUCUAUGCUCACCUCAGACAUUGUCUUCAUCAACUUCUAUACUGGACACCAAUACAAAUAGUGAUAGCAGUGGCAUCAGUAUCAAACCUAUGCGCAGAAACACCAUCCAUUCCAAUAUUACACCACCUAUUGCCACCCAACCAAUUCCCAAAAAAUCACAACAAAUUAGAACUGACAAACCAAGACCACAUAUGUGUAGUGUUUGUACUCGUGCUUUUGCCAGAUUAGAACAUUUGAAACGUCAUGAGAGAGCUCACACUAAUGAAAAACCUUACCAGUGUGCUGCUUGUGGUAGAUGUUUCGCUCGUCGUGACUUGGUGUUGCGUCACCAACAAAAACUUCAUACAAAUUUACCAACAUUGAUGCGCAAAGGUUCUUCGAAGGAUCAAGAUAUCAAUGAACAUAUAAAUGUAUUGCAAAACAAUACUGAUCCAAAUGCCCCUUUACCAAAUGGUGCAACACCUUUGCCUGAGGCUUUGAAUGACGCUAUUGCUGAAACAACCAACCACAGUAAACCUCAAUUUCGUACUGGUUUAUUUGGCAACGACAACCAAUCUCAAACACAUACCAAUGGAAGUCUGCCUCAUCCACUGAUGGGUCCAUCACCAAUAACUUCAAAUAGUUCACCAAGACCUAGUAUCACUCUACACAGUAGCAAUGGAAGAAAAGACAGUGUUUCUUUCAAUCAACUGGUUAAAGCCACACCAAUGUCGCGUCAAAGCUCAAUUGCUAGUAGAAGAAAAUCGAGUCAAAUUAAACAAGAACCAUCCCCAGAAUCAGAUACCCCCAAGAGGAAGAAAAUGACACCUUUUAAGCCAGACUUCACCGACAAGUCGUCUCAUUACUUGCACAAUUACAGACACGCGUCGUAUUCAGCUGCUUCGGGGAUUUCUUAUGCCAAUGCCAAGGAUGCUAUGCAAAUUCAAGAACAAAAUGCUCUCGAGUUUGGCGAUGCAGUACCGUCACAAGUUGAAUUUGGUACCCCACCACUUGGUCCUCAAAGUGAAGAGUAUCAUAAAAUUAUGGAAAUGGGUGAUUUAUUAGACUGGGGUAACAUUGAUCAUCUAGAUGUAAGUGAUGACAAGUUUUCACUCCGUCAAAAGUCAUUGAAGAACUUGCAAGAUUUCUUCACUCUAGGUCCCAGGAAUAAUGGCAACAUGAAGGCAAUUUCUAUGCAACAUGCACAGAGUGUACCACAAAGGAAAUCCAUUUUCGCUUUAGAGGAUGAGUCCAUGGAUCCGGCAGCUGGAUUUCCUGUUCAACCACCACCCAUUAUGGAGAAUGAAACAGCUCAAACGCAAUCGCAACAGCAACAAACACAACCACAACAGCAAGCACAACCACCACCACAACAAGCACAGCAGCAGCAGCAGCCAUCACAAUUGCACCAGUUGCUGCCUCAAUCGCAACAAGGCUCAAUUUCCUCGGUUGGAAGCAUUGAUCCACUGCAAUUAAGCAACAAAAAUGGUAAUAUUGCAACCUCAAGUGCAGGCAAAAGAUCAAGAUCAUCAAUGGAAGCUUCUGCUACCCCGCAAGGCAGCUUACUAGGAAAUGGCAAUAUGGCACCUACAUUCCCUAACGAAACCGAUUGGGUCAAGGAUUUGGUUAAUCCAGGUCUUGAUUUGAAUUUGAAUUUUAGUGCAAGUACCAGCUUUGAUGAUUUGAAAGGCUAUUUCAACAAUCAAAAACUGGGUGAAAACUCCAUCAAUCUUCCAAAGAAGCAAGCUCAAGAUUUCAUGCAACAAUUACUUGCCGUAAAUGGCCAUGAUGCGUCACACACGAUUGAUUAUUCGGUUGAAUUCCCACCCAAUUUUUUCAAUUUUGAUUCCACAUUGAUUUCAGCUGAGGUCAGAGACAAGAUGAUUUCAAUGAGCCAUGUUGAUAGUAAAGAUUUCCCCUCCUUGGAGAGUUUGAAAUACUAUGCGCAAAUGUUUGAAUUUGGUUUCAACAAGUAUUGUUCGUUCAUUCAUUUGCCAUCGUUGAAGAAUGUACGUGGACAAAAUUUUGAAACCGUGCCACUUUUAUUAGCCAUCACUGCCAUUGGUUCAUUAUAUGCAUAUAAUAACCACGAUGCUUUGUUGUUGUUUAAUAUGUCCAAGUACCACAUCCAAGGUUUUUUUGAAAGAGAAUUGACUGUGGAUAAUAUUCAAUUCAAAAAGAUUCCCUUGAUGGCUCACCAAUGUCUAGUUUUGCAUAUUAUGCUUUCGUUGUUUUUCAAUGAGCCCAAUGUCAUUGACAUUACGGCAAGACAAAUCAAAUCAAUGAUUGGGUUGAUUAAAUCAACCAAUUUUAAUGAGCCAUUGGAACAAUCUAUUAUUCCACCCCAACCUGCACCUCACGGAUUAAUGAUUACUGAUGAAAUCAAACCCAUUAUCCAGCACAAUUAUGACUACUUCAUCUUGGCACAAUCAAGAAUUAGGACAUUGCACACUUUUUACAUUUUGCAAGUAUUUAGAUCCAGUAUCACUGGAGCACCAAUUAUGUUCCCAUCAACAAUGAUGAAGAGUGGAUCUUAUUGCAACAAUCGUGAACUAUGGUGGAGCCCAAAUGCUAGUAGUUGGUAUUCUACCGUGUGCAAAACCAACCCUCCAAAUUGGUCUAUUGUUGAAUUGAGCAAUGGAACAAGUGUGAAUGAACUUAUUAGUUAUUUGCAUAACCCAAAUCCAUUGACCAAUAUCCCCAAUGCUAAUCUUCUCACCAUAUUGUUUAACAUUCAUGAGCAAGUUGGUGUUGAUUUACGAGCAAAUGAUUUUAGCUACAUCAACUGGAACGUAUCGAAAAGACCCAAGUAUCACCAUUUGAUGAACAAUUGGCAAAUUCUUUUUUACAAGAAUGGGGGAAACUUAGACACUUCAUCAUUGAACUGUGAUCAGUUUAGUAGUUCACCUGAUUUGAAACAAAUUAUCCCGCUUUGGUACAUGUUGAAAAUGAAGAUGGAUAUCAACCUUGAUGCAACUUUUACUCACAUUUUCAAAAAGGAUUAUGUUUCGUUAAACAAGGAAUUGGAUUUGAUGGAUUAUCGUGAAUCCAAUUAUAGUGUCUUGAGUAAAUCUUUGGGUUCAGGAUAUAGCAUAUUGGAUUUAUGGAUUCAAACUACGGAAACCAAUAGUCUUGAUGUCCGUGAAACAACUGUUCGCACACCAGUGUUUUUAUUCAGUGGACUAUUGGCUAGUAUUUUGGUUAUUGCCACCUAUCUUGAUUUCUUGGAACAGCAAUGCAAGAGAAGAGAUAUUUCCAACCAAGAAUUGAUGGAAUGGUUAAGAUGUCAAGAAACAUUCACCAAGAUGGAAAAAGUUUUGACUCCAAGCGUCAAAUCGGUGUAUUCCGAUGUCUUGACGAAAGAUAUGCAAAAUUUGAGCAUUGUCACUGAGUCAGUCAGAAACAAGAUUAUUAAAUUGAGUGAAGAAAGAUCAAAAUGUGAUGAUAACUUGUCACGCGGGGUUCAGUUGGACUUCAAUAGAGAUCGCGUUACCAAAUUGAAUCAGGAGAUUAGAGAUUACGUGACUGAAAAUAACUUGGCCCAAAGGGCAUUUUAUUUGGGUAUUAGAGUUUUCGCUGAUGCGCCGGUUUGGCCAGCAGCUAUGGGAUUUGCUGAAGCUUUACAGAUUAGAGCCACCCAUUUGGCACAACAACAAAGGGCGAUGUUUUGA
Messenger RNA from Lodderomyces parapsilosis, 3672 nucleotides. RefSeq lists its product as uncharacterized. The record is from RefSeq and is a predicted model, not a curated record. Gene Ontology annotation, molecular function: DNA-binding transcription factor activity, RNA polymerase II-specific; RNA polymerase II cis-regulatory region sequence-specific DNA binding. The transcript has a single exon. The coding region runs from base 1 to 3672 and encodes 1223 amino acids. Gene Ontology annotation, biological process: regulation of transcription by RNA polymerase II. Gene Ontology annotation, cellular component: chromatin. Lineage: Eukaryota; Fungi; Ascomycota; Pichiomycetes; Serinales; Debaryomycetaceae.